Molecule: messenger RNA, 1137 nt
Organism: Stylonychia lemnae
Lineage: Eukaryota; Ciliophora; Spirotrichea; Sporadotrichida; Oxytrichidae
Source: the annotation of a GenBank genome assembly
AUGCGCAAUAUUCAUUUUAAGUAUGAUCUACCUAUUAAUCAAAGUAAGAUUUAUGAAUCUCUUAUUUUCUUAGAAGGUAUCGAGAACAUUAAGAAAAAACAUGAUGCUUUGUAUUCAAUCAGAUAAAAGAAGCUCUAGUAGAUACAUUAAGAAAACAAAUAGUUUUUAAAAAGACUUUUAGAUUCAGGGCCGAAUUACAAUGUAAAGUAAUGGGAAAUUUAGAGAUAAGAUCAAGAAAAGCAGGCUUAAAAGCUAAGCGAAUAUCCAUAUAUAUUUGGUACAAUAAGGAAAAAGAAUAGAAAUAACUAAAGCAGGAAUAGAUCUGAAAAUUUAAGAAAAUCAGCUUAUUCCAAAAAAUUUCAUUCUAGUAGACUUACAAAUUAUGAGUUGGAGAAUGAUACUUUUUAUUCUUUACCUUUAAAUCAGACAAUAAAUGGUCCAUUUGUUAAGAAUUAGCGUUAAAUGACUAAGCAAAUAUCUCCACUUGACUGUAUGAAGUUACCAAAUAUUGACAAUAACAGAAAAGUGAUUUGGAAAUAAUAUACAUUUAUCGAAAAAGAUGAGGAUUAGAGUUUAAUAGAAAUAUCAAGAUCAGAUUUAGAAUAUUUUAUAAUUGCUGAGAACUAGAGAACAUAUCAAAAAUAUAUGAUUAGGUUGACUCUGAAUCAAGGUAAAAGUCUACUGGACUCAUUUUAAUAAUACAUCCCGAAUUUGAUUACUAACUUGAUAUUUAAAUAAGGCAGACUAACUAUUAAGGAUGUGGAGAAGAGACUUAACCUAAAUGAGUAAAUGCAUAUUCCAAAUGAAUCUUUAAAGUAUCCGAAGUCUAAAUCCACUUUAACUAGAAAAUUUCAGCCAAUGUACUAGUCUAUGUCUAAUCCUAAGACGAGCCAAAAGUUAAGGAGUGACUAUGUUAAGGUUAAAGUUAGGAAAACUGACCUUGGCUUUAUUAAUCAAGAUGAUGUAAUACAAAGUAGAAAUGAACAAAUAGAAAGUAAUGGGACAAGAGGUCUUUAAUAUUAUAUAGAUGAGUAUUAAUUAGCUGCUCUUGAAAUUCAAAAGUAAUUUAAUCAAAAGAAUUAGAGAUAUUUUACUGGAUAUACUCAAAAUGAGGAAAAAGUUCAGACUCUUAACUGA